AUGGCUUCCUACACCAACGGAUUCAAUACUUUCGGUGGGGACAUGGCCCGGUUUCUUCAAGCUUCUGCUUCCAAUGGCCACCAACCGAACGGAACUGGACAAUUUGGCGGUAACACCAACCGCAAUGGACAUGGUCGCGUGAAUCGCAACCAAAAUUCUCCUCGUGGGAACAGACGGCGAGGAGGAAAUGCUGGCGGUCAGAGACCCAACCAGCAACCUCGUCGUUCUCCUAAUACCUCUAAUCAUCCGAAUGGGGCGAACACCCACAAGCGUGGGAACAAUCCCAGACGGCAGGGCAAUUCGCCCAACAACACACAGCCUCGGCAAAAUGCGGCGCCUAGACACCCGGGCAACAACAACAACAACCGGCGUCGUGCACAGCAGCUUCGUGCCGCUUUCACACGCACCCGGGAUGGCGACGUUGUGAUGAGGGACGCAUUUGUUGCGCCCAUCACGGCCCCGGCUGAAGAAGAUAGAGACGCGGUUAUGACAGAUGCCCCUCCCCUCCCAGAAACGAGGGUCGAGUGUUUCACUCAGGGGGCUUUGGCAAUGAACUGGAUUGCCACAGCCAUGUUGAACCUCGCUGUGAACGACGAGGCUCAGGGGAGCACCCCCACUCACCUCCAGACGGGUGGUGCCCCCUUCUACUUCUAG
Molecule: messenger RNA, 654 nt
Organism: Aspergillus thermomutatus
Lineage: Eukaryota; Fungi; Ascomycota; Eurotiomycetes; Eurotiales; Aspergillaceae
Exons: 6
Coding region: 1-654 (217 amino acids)
Source: RefSeq, a predicted model, not a curated record